UUUAAUUUUAAUCUGUUCCAUUGCUGUACAUAAAGUAAAUAAUAACAACGAAAUGUUAUCAAAUUGUAUAAAACAAAAACUACAUCAGAAACAGUGGUGGUGAUAAAAGUUUUUAUCAAGAUAAUUCAAAAUGCAGUGGCGAUGGGAAUUUGUGUGCGGUCCUCAGGGACUAAGACCAUGGAACGAUAUAACAAAAGACUUUGGACAGUGCUUCCAGGAAUUAUUUAUUCAAAUACCAGUCUUUUUUAUCAUCGCCAUCAUAUCAGGUUUUUAUGUUGGAUAUAGAAAAAAUUGGGUGGUACGCGAAAAAGCUCAAGAAAGGGCAAUAGUACUUCGAAGUUUUGUCGUAUUAGCGUUAGUGUUUAUCCCCAUUAUAGAGUUAUAUGUUCUGAUUACCAAACCUAACUCUGUUUUGUAUCCUGUAAACUACUUUACUGCUGGUGCAUCAUGCCUCGCGUGGCUAUUUCACUUCGGUUAUGUGUUGGCGUUGAAACACAGAUUGGGACAAAGUGCUCGAGGACCCACUUCUCAGCUCUUAAUGUGGAGCUUAGCAGUAUUUGUGAAUGUGUUGCAUUGCGGAGCAGUAUAAUAACUGGGGGCUCUAUGAGUUUCAAUAUCGCUACAAUGUGCUGCCAUAUACUGUAUUUCAUGACACUUCUCCCAUCAAGUAACUCAAGGCCCACAUUCUAUUCACCAUGCCUGGUUGGUUCACAACAUACACAUAGUGAGUAUACUCCCCUACUCCCACAUAUGGAUGAAGGUGUACUGGGGACUGCUAUGCAAGGAGCUGGUUGUCUAUCAAGGCUAACAUUCUCAUGGGUGGACCCACUACUACAGAAAGGAUUAGAAAAUAAACUAAAUGAUCCAGAGGAACUGUUUGAUAUACCAGCCAAGUAUUGUUGUUCUUAUGUGGGAGCAAGGAUGGAUAGAUCACUUAUUGGCAAUGUGGACAAUUACCAACAGUAUGAGGAAGUACCACACGAACCUUUUAUAGGAUCAGG
Messenger RNA from Spodoptera littoralis (African cotton leafworm), 1001 nucleotides. The record is from the annotation of a GenBank genome assembly. NCBI's taxonomy places the organism in Eukaryota, Metazoa, Arthropoda, Insecta, Lepidoptera, Noctuidae.